AUGUCGUCCGCCGUUACAACAAAUCCGACCCAAGUGACGAAUUCAGGGUCGUCCAAAAAGAAGAAGAACAACAAGAAGAAGAACGCCAACAAGAACAAGGCUUCUGAGGAGCAGCCUGAUAUUUCUGAGCCUCAACAGGGUUCGGACAAAGACGCUCUCGAAGACGAGCCCGAGACACCCACUCAGCCCGAGACGCCAGUCGAUGCAGGAGUCGAAGACGUAAACGAAAAACCCACUGUUCAAAGCAACGGGCAUGCCGUAGAGCUCCAGAACAAGAGCAACGGGCUCACACCCCCUCCAGCGGAUGGCGAAAAAGCAAAGACCGACGAUUCAGACACAUCUGCCAAGCUAGAAGCCAUGAGCCAGGAACGAGAGGCCUUGCGGGCCGAGGUCGAACAGCUACGGAAGCAGCUCGAGAGCAUCCAAGAGACACACAGCAGCGAAGUUACACAGCUCAAGAGCGACCUGGAAGAGAGCAAUGCCGCCAAGGAGAACGCCGAGGAGGAAUACCAGACCCUUCUCGGUCGUGUCGAAAAGAUCAAGCAGACACUAAGCGACAGAUUCAAGCGCGAUAAGGCAGAACUCGAAGAAAGCAAAGAGCGUAUAGAAGAGCUUGAGGCAGAGAACGACGAGCUUAGGAAUAAUGCAGUAUCAUCCGGUGAUGAUGUCGCCAAACUAAAGGAGGAGCUACAGGAUGCGACCAGAGAACUCAACACCCUCCGAAGUAGAAACAAUCUAUCGGCACAGAAUUGGAGCAAAGAGAAGGAAGAGUUACUCCGACAUGUCCAACACCUCAAGUCAGAGAUGGAAACAACCGCAAACGCCAUGGGUGAAUGGGAAGUUAUUGCCAUGGAGGAGCGCUCCGUUAAGGAGGGCCUGGUCGAUAAGGUCUCGGAGCUAGAGGAACAGGUUACCCUCCUACGACAGAACUACGAGAGCGCCACGACAGACAGAGAUAGCCAGGCGACUCUUAUCGAGAACCUACAAAACGCCCUCCGCGAGAUCCAAGAUGCCCGCAAAAAGGAGCUCCGUGAUAUGGUCGAGACCACCGAGGCACAGAUUCAAGGUCUCAAGAAGCAGGUGCAAGAAGCCAAUGCCCGUGCCACUGAGGCCGAGACAGCAAAACAGACUCUGACACAAGAGCUCGAGCGAACUGCACCUUAUGAGAAGGAAGUCAAGGAGAAGAACCUUCUUAUUGGAAAGUUGAGGCACGAGGCCAUUGUGUUGAACGAUCACUUGACCAAGGCAUUGCGAUAUCUCAAGAAGACCAAGCCAGAGGACAAUGUAGACAGACAAAUUGUCACUAACCACCUCCUCCACUUCCUUACCCUCGACCGUGGUGACGCCAAGCGUUUCCAGGUCCUUCAGGUCAUGGCUGGAUAUUUGAAUUGGACCGACGAGCAGCGCGAGCAAGCUGGUCUUGCUCGUCCAGGCACCUCUAACAAUUUGCGUCUACCCAUUUCACCCUUUAAUCGCACACCGAGCUCGCCUUCUCUCAACACCGAUAUUUUUGCGGAUACAUCGUCUGCGAAAGAAAAGGAGUCCCUGUCAGAACUCUGGGCAAACUUCUUGGAACGCAGCGCUCAAGAGGGCACUGCAGAGACACCAAGCAGAAAAGGCAGCUCAAGCAGUGCGGCUACGGGGCCAGUGAGACCAGAAUCGACAAAACCAGAGUCCAGGAGUUAA
This is a messenger RNA of Fusarium pseudograminearum CS3096, 1686 nucleotides long. RefSeq lists its product as uncharacterized. Gene Ontology annotation, cellular component: Golgi apparatus. The transcript has 4 exons. The record is from RefSeq and is a predicted model, not a curated record. Gene Ontology annotation, biological process: Golgi organization; endoplasmic reticulum to Golgi vesicle-mediated transport. NCBI's taxonomy places the organism in Eukaryota, Fungi, Ascomycota, Sordariomycetes, Hypocreales, Nectriaceae. Gene Ontology annotation, molecular function: small GTPase binding. Bases 1 to 1686 code for a protein of 561 amino acids.